AGAGAGAGAGAGAGCAGGGCAAAGAAGAAAAAGGGUGGACGAAGUAAGAGCCAAAGAGGGGGAAGGAGAAAGGUGGAAAUCAUAUCGCACGCGCGCCGAAAAACCACUACGAGGAGAAGACGACGCGACGCGAGCGAUGCUGGAAGGAUUCGUAAGGUGAAGCGAAGACGGCGACGAUCUCGAGUCGUCGAGAUACGUGAUCGGUAUCGAAUGAGUCGGUGAGCGUCGUGAGCUCCGCUCGCUGCUGCCGCUACCGCUGCCGUUGACACGGGUCCAGCGUACGUUACGCAGCAUCCCCGUUUUUCUCGUUAUGUUACUCGUGAUCGCCACCGCCGUCAUCGCCAUCGUCAUCGUUUGUCGUAGUUUGUAGAUCGUCUUAAUUGUCCCUGUUUUAAUUGUCGUCGUCAUUAUUGUCGCCAUUCGUUCUAUCGUCAGUAUGGUCCAUUCACGAAGCUAUCAUCAAGUCCUAUGUUGAUGGACGGAGAGAGAGAAAGAAAGAGAGAGAGAGAGAGAGAGAGAUAGAGUGAGCAUAAAGAAGAAAAGAAGAGUAAAGAAGAUAGGACACUAGCGAACGUAUAUUCGAAGAAAGGAUUUGACUCUUUUAGAAUUGCGAAGAGCUUUUUCGGCGUUGGGAAAUAUCUGCGAGAGUUACCUCGGAACAUGCAUUUUUUGAACAAGCGUAAACAUUCCACAAGCGUGUCGUUAAUUGGACAUGUCUUAAUUUGCAAAAGGAUCAAUAAUCGCGACGAACUGAUGGUAGAGGUGGAGGCGGUGGAGGAGAAGCACACACGACAUUAAUGUCGCAGGAAGUGAUGGGUACGCAUGAGAGAUCACCGAACGAUGCUAUGUGAACGCGAUGUUGUAACGUCGUGGGCGCUGAUGGAAUGUCUGUGGGAAAUGCGUUCUACGAUAUAACUUAAAGUGCCAUUUCAUCAUAUCCAAUAAAUAUUUAAUAAUAAAUACACAUUAUGUGGGCAUGUGCGUAACUUCGUUUUAUCGUUUAUAUAAAUGAACAUGCAAUAAUUAAAUAAUUAUCUAAUAUUUACAUUCUUCGCGAUUAGUGUCAAAGAUAAAUAUAUUAAAUGAUACAUUCAAAACACAUACAAACACAUUGGUUAUCUGCAUAUAUUGGCAGUUAUUUGUAUAUAUCAAGAAUAUAAUAUAAGAAUACAUCUGCUUGUCUAUUAGUUAAAUAUUGGAAAUAUCGUUGAAGAGUUUUUAUUCCAUGCACACAUUGUGCAUGACAAACUGUGAAAGAAGAAAUUGAAAAAAAAAAGAAAUGAGCCUAUAAGGAUCAAAGAAGGAAAAAGAAGAAAUACUAAAAUGAAUGUUAAACAUAGAUAUUUAUGGAAAUAAAAGAAUUCAUUUGCAACUGUAAAUAAACCAACUACAACAUUAUGGCGGAUAAUCUCAUAGGGCCAGAUUGGCUCUUUAGAGAACUCAGAUCCCAAGAUGGUACAAACAGGCUCCUUAUUUUAGAUUGUAGAGCUCAUUCAGAUUUUCUGGAAGCUCAUGUCAGAGGAUCUGUAUCUUUGGCUAUACCAAGUAUAAUGUUAAGACGAUUGGCUGCAGGUAAAGUAGAUUUGAUAUCAACGAUAAGGUGUUUAGACCUAAGAAACAGAGUAGAAGUUUUUCUGCAUGGAGAUAAGAGUAGUAGAGGAACAUUUGUGUUGAUUGGAGAUUCUACAGAUCCUAUAGGACACCAGGGUGAGACAAUUCAAGUUUUAAAUCGAAGACUUAGAAGCAAUGGUGGGAGUGUUGCUAUACUUGUUGGUGGUUUCAUAGCAUUUAGAGAUAAAUAUCCAGAAUGGUGUGAAUGUAGUCAGGCUAAUAUGGAAGGGUCAUCUGGUCAAGACUCUAAUGAUGGAGAGUUGAUGGGUCUUAGAUCGCUUAGGAUAUCAAGUCCACCAAUAAGAGCAUAUUCUGAUUCAGAUAGUGACAGUACGUGCGAUUCUGUUGGACCUGAAGAAGAUAAAGAUUUUCCUGUAGAAAUUUUACCUCAUUUGUACCUUGGAAAUGCAGCCAAUAGCGAAGACAAAGAAGCAUUGGCACGACAUCGAAUACAAUACAUACUCAAUGUAACGCCAGAUUUACCAAAUGUAUUUGAAAGUGCUGGCUCUAUAAAAUAUAUGCAGAUACCAAUAAGUGAUCAUUGGAGUCAGAACUUAGCCAGUUUUUUUCCACAAGCAAUUCAAUUUAUAGAGGAAGCACGGAGCUCAGACAAAGGAGUGCUGGUUCACUGUUUAGCUGGAGUGUCUCGGUCUGUUACGAUUACUGUAGCUUAUUUGAUGCACAAAUGCAGUCUAAGCCUAAAUGAUGCUUUCAAUCUAGUACGUAGUAGAAAAUCCAAUGUUGCUCCGAAUUUUCAUUUUAUGGAACAACUGCUUAGUUUUGAAAGAGAAUUAAGAGAUAGAGGAGAUAGAAACAAAGGAAAUGAUCAAAGAUGUAUUGGUGCCUGUUUACCUGGUAGCACUUGUAAUUGUCCUGCACCGAGCUUUUUAAAUCCCGUUGAUUUGGGUCUUAGUCCAGAUUCAGGGAUAGAAUUUGAUAGGUGGGCAACUAGUACACCAGCUGAAUGAGACAGGCCUGGAGGGACCCAAUACAAAUUUUAGGUCCCUCCUUGCAAAUUAUUUAUCAUGUUAAAAAGGUCCUGAUUGAAGGGUAUAGGGAAACAAAAUAUAAGUUCUAGUAUGACAAAAUAAGAAUUAGAAUCUUUAGUAUAUCUUUAUAAAUGGUUAAGGAGCAUAAAUGGAAAAGAAGAAAGAAAGAAAUAUAUUACUCUCUCUGUUUUUCUUGCAGAGAUAUUAUCUCUAUAUUUGUCAUCUAGCCGUCUUUAUUAAUACUGUUUUUUACAAUUUUAAAGCCUUCCUAUUUUUUUCUUUCUUUUUUUUUUUUAAUUCAUUGAAUACAGUGAGUGCUGGACACAAAAUGUCUUCUAUAAUAAUAAAAUUGAUCUUAUUCUUUAUAAAAUUGAUUUAAAAUAGAUCAAAUUGCUGCAAUUGUAACAGUCAUACUAUGUAUAAAAAAUAGAUAUGACUGCCUCCAUGGUAUACAUAAAGUAAACUUAGAAAAACGUUUCCCCAGAUUGUUAUGAGCAGCAUUGGAUAUUGAAAGUAUUUUAUAACAGAAAUCUGUAGUUUUCUAUCGCGUAAUCGCAUUUCGUAUAAGUGUGAUUGUAUGUUUUUAAAUCAUGCUUCCAAAAUAGAAACGUAGUAUAUGUCAUCUAUUGAAACUUAUAUUAUGUUGCCACUGAUGUUAGAAUAAUUUUCUAUUUACAGUUUUCCUUCAUAAUUAGGGUCUAUAUUUUAAUAUUUUUACCCUAAACCCUUCAAUAAUGUGGCUGUGUUUAUUUUAUCAUAGAUAAUGUUUUUAGCUAUGAAAUAUUCUUUAAUGAACAAAUUGCAAUAGAUCAAUCACAAUCUGUAGUUAAAAUAAACAUCACUGUUUAAUGUACUAAGUUGGAGGUACAAAAUUGAAAUUGAUGGUCUUGUACUCAACUGUUAAGCUGUGUAAAGUAAUAUGAUACUCAAAUGUAAUUUUUUAUGUAGUUUUU
Molecule: messenger RNA, 3553 nt
Organism: Vespula pensylvanica (western yellowjacket)
Lineage: Eukaryota; Metazoa; Arthropoda; Insecta; Hymenoptera; Vespidae
Gene: Mkp3
Product: dual specificity protein phosphatase Mpk3
Exons: 5
Coding region: 1398-2579 (393 amino acids)
Biological process (GO): protein dephosphorylation; negative regulation of MAPK cascade
Cellular component (GO): cytosol; cytoplasm
Molecular function (GO): protein tyrosine/threonine phosphatase activity; MAP kinase tyrosine/serine/threonine phosphatase activity
Source: RefSeq, a predicted model, not a curated record